GCAUGAAAUUUGGGUCUUAUGCGCCUUACAAAUCGAAGUCUUUUGAGACCAGAGUGCGGUACUAGAGUUUCGGUUCGUAUCUGUGUCUGAUCCGUACGCGGUAGCAGCUCUAUUAUCAUGAUGUUAGAGAAGUGUUUACUGAGAAGUAGAGGACGAGAACAGAAAGGUAAUCGGUUGUGGUCGAAUUCGAUCUUGCGAGCUAAUGCUGAGAGUGUGGCUGAUGUCGUCGAACUGUGCGAGUUUGACCUACAUAGAUACACCAAAGUUGGUCAAGCUACCCACCUGCUCCGAAGACUCCUGUACCUCUUCUAUGCCCCUGAGCAUGUAUCCUGCUGUCCCACGACGACUUACUCACAGUAACGAAUUUAUGUCAGUACUUAAGUAUGUACUUUUGAUGCCGAAGCCGAUGAACGAGAAAGAGAAGUAUAAGCAAUUCACUCACAACGACGACAAGAAUCAGGAGAAACCAGGGAGUUUUUGAUUGAGUUUGGUAUCAUUCUUGCGUAACUAAUUGUUCUUAGGAGAGCACAUACACCAUGGCGUUGCAGGCGGCGGGUACGAAAACCCAAAUGACGCCUGAGGAGCAGCUCGAGGACCUCACAAGGAGGUUCCAGCUCCUCGAGGGCGAGCGCAAGGCGACUUAUGAGACGGCGCAGCUAAACAUCCGCCAAAACAAAGAAAUCAUCAAGCAGAUGAAGGUUUCAUUUCUUGCUUUUUUACUCAUGAUCGCUGUUACUUCUAGUUCUACUCGCUGAUGCACCAUCUGAAUCGUCGUUAUUGUCUGCGUGUUGCCCAUGCACCAUUCCCGUGAAGAUGAAAGAUACUAGAACCCACUUAAUAUAAUCCUAUUUUUUACCCAUCGAUGGAUUUCAGGAACUGUUGAGCAUCACAUUCUUAUUCAUUCAUGAAUAAAAAAAAACUAUUCAGGACGAGAGCAAGAUGUUGCGACAGCAAAUUGCAUUGCACAGGAACGAGUCAGCCCCGAGUCUCGAAAAGCAAGUCGAGGAGAAAACGGCACACUGUACCACAGAUUAACAUGAUGUCAAACAAGCAUCAUCUUCAUAUACAACUUUGCAAGCAGGUCCUGCUCGAAAAAACGAUGUUGUUGAUGAACAUGAAAAAGAUGAUAAACAUACUUAAACUACUUUGGUAUCGUCUUAGUACAUCAUUUGUUCUUUCUCAUCUACGAACAGGCAACUCGUUAAAGCGACAGCUGGAUAGUCUUCGCCACGAGGUAGCUCAGAAGAAGUCCCUGCUCGAGGAUCUUCGCGCAAAGCUGGAGGACCUCCAGGAUGCGUCGAACUCCCAGAACAUCGGCUCCACAGCUCAGUCACGGCAAAUCCGUGUCCUCGAAAAUCGAUUGGACAAAGCCAUGAUAAAAUACAACGAGGCGCAGACCAUUAGAAGAACGUACUACAACUGCUUUACUUCCUCUACGAAGUAUACACUUGCACGACGGCUCAUCUUUUCAUUUCGAUAUUUUUUAACGACUAUGAAUGAUCAUGAUCAUGUAUUCUUAUCACUACAACUUCUAUAAGGAACAACGAGUAUCUCUAUCUGUAACUGUAUCAAAUUAUAAAGUAAAAUCUAAAUAUAUUAUAUAUCAACAUCUUCCCCUCCACAUAUGUUAUCAACUGGUAUCUUCACAGGUAUGAGCAGAUUGUAAAGCGAUUGCGAGAAGAGCGCACAGGAUUUGACUCGCAGCUUGCACAACUCGAGGAGACACUGAGAGCACGAGAAAGGGACUACGAAGAAUUGCUUCUUCUUUCGCACGAUGCUUAUCACGCAAAAGAAAUGGCACAGGCCGAGCUGCAUCGAUUCGAACAAGGUGUCAUGGAAGAGCGAAAUCAAAGGGAUAAAGAGGUAUUGACUCGUGUGAUCAGCGUGACUCUCUUCUUUACGUUCACCUAGAAGCUGAAGCUGCGACGUAGAAAUUCAGUAGAGGCAGUAGACACUUCAUCUAUUUUCGUGCUUCAAAACUAUCACUCCCCGGUUAUUCUAACUACACCCGACGCCAACCUCCACGCUCAUAACAGGUGCAAGAAAAGAAGGCGUUGGUACAACAGCGAGUAGAGAUGAAUCAGAGGCUCCAGCAGCGAGAGCGUAUGCUCAAGCAGCAACAGGAUCUAGAUAGGGCUGGCGAGAUCGCACUCAAGACGACAUCCGCUAUGGCAGAUUUAGCAGCAGGUUUUUAUUGAUUUGAAUUUGUAUUUUGAAUUGAAGGAGCAGAAAAGAGGAGCAGCACUUGUAGUCGGCAUACUUGAGACUUUCUGAUGUCGCUUCCCUUGGACAUUCCCGAUGUCCCGUCGUACUUGGAACAAUAGAUUCGCCCAUACAAAAAAGAUGGAUUCUGGCUGUUCUAGUUUUCAUCAUAAAGAAAUCACAGCAUGAAAAUGUCACAGGUAUUAGCAGCACCCAAGCAGAGGAGGAAAGACAUAGGCUACAUGACUACGAGGAUGCCUUUCGACGAAUCAAAGAAGCAACCGGAGUGUAUUUUUAGAAAUCACGAACACGAACAAGCUUUGGGAACAUCAAAUUAUAGUGAUUCGUAAAAAAUAUAUCAUCACCAUGAUUCAUUUAACAUCAUCUUCCUCGUCCCAUUUAUCAACAUGAUCUAUCCUCUCGUUCCUCCGCCCAACCGCACAGAGCCGAUGUGAACGAGGUCAUUCAGAAGUUCUUGACGCAAGAGGACACACAGAAUCAGCUCUUGAAGCUGACAGUAGAGUGCCAGGCGAAGAUUGACUCUUUAACCGAACAGAGAAAGCAGCUGAAGGGCAUGGUCGACGAACGCAAGUUCAGCUCUGCAGGCAACAUCGGAAAGAGACAGGUUGUAGAUGACUUCGAGACGCAUCUCUCUGAGGCUAGCGCGAAAUGCGAGCGCAACAAGGGCAAGUACGAGAGGAUAGCGAAAGUCCUCAUCGAUUUGAAGACGGGCGUCGACCACUUAGCAACGAAGCUCGUUGGAGUCAAGCUAGAUGGUAUCUCGAGCAGUUUCCCUCUUUUUAGUCUUGACUUCUACCUAUAGAAAGUAUAGAUUGCAUUUUUUACAGAUCAACAUUGUUUGUUUCACAUGAUGCAAGAAAAAUGAGCGGCUCACAGGGUAGUUCUGCUGAUACAGCGGGGCCAUCUGAAGUUGUAUUUCUUGAAACGACGAUAACCGAAAAAUAUGCGCGAAAAGUUUGCGUAUCAGUCGGUAUUAGAAGUAUAAAAUCCAGGCGAGUCUCCGAUCGAGGUGACUGAUGAAACAGUCGAAGACGUUCUGUCCCAGUGCGAGUUCAAGCUCUCGAAAUUGAUGUCAAUUACACAUCUGGAGGGCGCUAAGAUGGGCAAGUCGAGAUCACAGAAGAUCGACCUCGCAUACUACGAAGAAAAGAUGAUGCAGAAAUCGCAGUCCGAUAUUCGUGUCCAUACACACGACCAGGACGAUGAAGAACUCGAUGUACUUACUAUUAUUCCUCUAGUAGUCUAAAAACAAUGUCGGAUGUCCAACUGAGUUUGAUGAAGAUGAUGAGAACAGAUUCAGGCUGGUUCGUUUUCUGCGAGUUUUCUAUAUAUAAGUUGUGUCAAAACGAGUCGAAUCGUUUGUUUUCUCCCUUCUGCUCAUAAACAGGACGAUGAGUUCGAUGACGAUGUCGAAGAGGACGUUUGGAACCGUCGUAGUAUCAAGCACAACUCGCAAGUCAUCCAAGACCAGAACACGAAGCGCAAGAAGCGCGCUGCCGGCAAGGGCAAGAAAUAG
Molecule: messenger RNA, 3739 nt
Organism: Amoebophrya sp. A25
Lineage: Eukaryota; Dinophyceae; Syndiniales; Amoebophryaceae
Source: the annotation of a GenBank genome assembly